Messenger RNA from Fonticula alba, 5226 nucleotides. RefSeq lists its product as hypothetical. Bases 1 to 5202 code for a protein of 1733 amino acids. The transcript has 7 exons. Gene Ontology annotation, molecular function: protein binding. NCBI's taxonomy places the organism in Eukaryota, Rotosphaerida, Fonticulaceae. The record is from RefSeq and is a predicted model, not a curated record.
AUGUCGCUCGCAGGCGAACUGGCGGCGCCGGGCGAGGCGUCGGCCCUGGCUCUGGGCCUCGGGGCUCUGGCGCCUGAGUGCGGGCCGGCGGCCAGUGCGUCGGCCGUCAUCCUGCCGGCCUCGCCGAACUGGCACUCCUCCAGCGCGGUGGCCGUGCACCCGCGCCUGCCGCUGGUGCUGCUGGCUUGCAAGGAUGCCGUGGUUCUGGUGGCGCCGGCGACCGGUGGCGGGUGCCCCUCGGGGCCCUCGCCGGCGGACUUCCGCGUGGUGGCCUGGCACAAUAUGAAUGGCUCGGCCGGGGCGCCCAAUCGAUCGAUCGUCCGCGUGACGGCCGUGGCCUUCGCCCAGAGUGCGGCCGGGGCCGCGGGCCCGGGGGCCUUGCUGGAGGACGCCCUGCCGGCGGUGCGGCUGGUGGCCGGCUUGUCGGACAACCGGGUGGCCCUGUUCCAGGUGGCUCGCGGCGCGGCCGGCGGCCCGCACGGCGGCGCACGCUGGGUCCUCCGGCAGGUGGCCCGCCAUGCGGGGCACCGAUCGGCCGGGUCCACCGCCGACGGGGACUCCGGCGGGGUGUCUUCCGAGGGCACGGCCGCUGUGCCGGCCGGCGGGCCGGGCGGCCGGGCGCGCGGGAAUCGCUCCGCCGGCACGGUGCCCCCCUCGUCAGUGACUACGGUCAGCGCGUCGGCCGACUCGCCGUGGGUGGUGUCCGGCGAUGGGCUGGGCCGGGUGGUGGUUUGGCGCCUGCCAUCGGGCGAUGCUUCCGCCGGGCCGGACCCAGUGGCCGGCCUCCUUGACAGCCUUGUCCAGCCUGCCGGGCCGGCGAGCGACCCGGCAGCUCGGCGAUUGCUGGAGCAGUCGCGCUUCCCGGCCCAGACGCACGGCGGGUCCGAGCAGACGGGCUACUGGUCGCGAUUGCAAUUGAUCGGCGCGGCGACGGGCCCGGCGUCGGCCGGCGCCUCCUCCGGGUCGACCGUGCGCGGGGGCGGCAGCGGUGCCCGCGGUCGCGGGCCACGGGCCGCUGUCGGCGGAUCUUCCGGCGGUGUGGCGGCCAUCUGCUCGGAUUGGGCCCCCUUCGCCGUGCCGGUCUUCGCCAUCGGCCACCAAAAUGGCCAGAUCUCCCUUUGCACCGUCCUGCCGGGGGCCCUGCUGGAUGGGAGUGCCCCCUUUGCGGUGGCCAUUUCCGCGCGACUGCGCGACCAUUCGGACGCCGUGCAAACGGUGCGCUUUUCGCCGUUUCCGGUGUCGCCAUUCGCCCCGGGCCCGGGUGCCAGCCCGGAACGCCGGGCAGUUCCGACCGCCGGGGCGUCGCUCGGCCCCGGCGUGGACUCGUGCCCGACCACGCCAGGGGUCGGCGGCCCGGCAGGGACGGCGGCAUCGGUCGGGCCGCUACAGUUGGCCUCAUGUGCCGGGCUGGCACCGGUGCACGCGAGCCUCGGCGUGCCGCUGGUGGAGACGCUCUUCCUGGCCAGUGGCUCGCGCGACCAAACGGUGCGCGUGUGGGCCGUGCAGCCGGGCCUGCUGUCCGGCAUCCGGGCGCCACUGCCGGCGGGUGAUUCGCACCUGCUGGCCCUUGCUACCAGCUGCCUGGUGCGCUUCAAUUACCCGCGCGACUCGACCGGACCCGGGGGCGGCCGCGGCCCGGGGGCAGCCGGGGGCCCAUCCGCCGGCGACUCGGCCCCGGAUGACGGUCGGCAGGCAAGCCGUCUGCGCGCGACGCUGACGUGGUCCGCCCGGCCAGGGGCCCCGGGCCGGGCUUACCAGUGUGUCUGUGCCCUGUCGACCGGGGCGGCCCCAUGUGCCGGGGACCGGCUGGCGCCGAUUCUCCUGUGCGGCUCGGCCAGUGGCGAGCUGUCGGUGUGGGACUUGGGCAUGCCGCUGGUCCGGCUGCCGGGCCCGGCCGGCGGCGAGGCGGCCGCCGACGAGGCGCUCUUCGACAUGCCGCGGUACACGACGGCCGGCGAGUGUGCGGCCUGGCGCCGGCGUUGGCCGGCCGACUUGCUUGCGGCGCCGGUGCUGCAGCAUGCGCCGUGCUCCUUCCGGCCGGCAUCGGCGGGAUCGCCGGACGCCCCGGCCCCGCUCGGGGCUCGUCUCAUCCGACGCCUGACCACCGGCGGCCAUAAUCGCACCAUCUUUGGCCUGGACUUCGGGGGGUUUCCUUCGCCCGGCGUGGGGGCCUCCAUCUCCAUGGAUCGGCAGGUGAUCAUUUGGUCGCUGGCCGACUUGCAGCCGGUGACUCGCAUGCCGACCCUCGGGGCCUUCGGCUGGGCCCUGAGCGUGGCACCGGAGACCGGACCGGCCCCGAGGCAGGUGGCCCUGGCCGUGGGCGAUGGCACGGUGCGGCUGUUUGAUCCGUGCACGGUGGGGCAGCGACGCCUGCUGCCGAGCUCCGGUCCGACCCCCGGCGUCGGGGCGUACGAUGGCUGGCGCUCGGUCUGGCGGCGUCUCAACACCCAGGUGACCGCCUGCCGGCAUGCGCCGGCCAGCGCCGACCCCCACCUGGCCGGGCGGCUGGCAUACGGCCUGGUCGACGGCGGGGUGGGCUUGCUGUCGGCCGGGUCGGCCAGCCCGGCGGUGGUCCCCUCGCCGGGGUUCCACCAGGCCUCCGUGCAGGCGGUGGUCUGGCUGCGGGUGACCGAGCCGGAUGAGGCGCCUGGCGGUGGCGCGGCCGGCGGCGCGGCUCCUGGCCGGUGGUCGCUGGCCUCGCUGGCGGCCGAUGGCCAGGCGCUGCUGCUGCACCGCCUGGCCGGGCCACCCUCGGGUGCCGAGCGCCCCGCCGGGCCGGAGCCGGCCGACGCUCGACCGGCCAAGAAGCGCCGGAAGCGAGGCCCCCCGGGAGAUGCAGCCGAGUCCGGGCCCGGGGCCCCAUCGUCGGACGCCUGGGCCAGCGGCGGGCCAUUUAUGUCGGGCCCGGGGCCGGGCCCGGGCCCGGCCGAUCUGACGGGGGCCGUGCAUGGCGGGCAGGCCGGCCUGCCGGCCGAUGCACGGCCCACCGCACUGGCCGGGUCCCCCUGCGGCCGGGUCCUGGCGGUGGGCUUCUCCAGCGGGCAUGUGUGCCUGUAUGUCCUGAGCGGGGCAUUGGAACAUCGGCUGUUGGCCGCCGGGGCGACCGGGACUGCGGCCCAUCCGCCGGCCGAGGCGUGCCUGGUGCUGACCGGCCACGGUUCGGUCCCCGGGCAGGAGUCCAUCACAUCGGUCGACCUGCUGGAGCACGAUGGGGGCCUCCUGCUGGCCGCGGCCACGGAACGCGGGCGGCUGCACGUCGCCGAGGCGGUCUCGGGCCCGGCCGCCGGGGGGCCGGACUGCCCGGCGGCCGAGCUGUCCUUCGGAGGCUUCGAGUCGCAGCAGCACUCGGAUGCCGGUGUGGCGGUCUGCUGGGCUGCCGGGCCGCCGGAAGCCGUUCGCCAUCCUGGGUACUUGGGAUCCCUGGCCGGGGCACCGGGUGUCCCCGGGCCCGAGGCCACGGUGGCUCGUCUGUUGUCGCUCGCGCAAAAUGGCUCGCUGCAGUUGUGGCACGUGGUGCUCGGGCCCGAGCGGGGCCGCCGGCGGCCGGUCCUCGCGGCCCGGUACCUGCCGGUGCAUUUGGGCCAGGUGCAUGGGGCGGCGGCCAUGCUGCUACCUGGCUCCCGGGGGCUGGUCAUUCUGUCGACCGGCAGCGACCAGACCCUCCGGUCGACGCUGCUGGCCGAUGACCUGGAUCCGAAGCUGCUGUCCGGGCCGCCGGCCGUCUCGCCACCGGGGGACGGCCCGGUGCCCGUGGCGGCGGCCGUGGCGGCCCCAGCGGCGCCGGCGGUCCCAGCCCCAGCAGAGGCAUUCCCCUCGCCCGGACCCGGGGGCCCGAGUCCGGCCAAGCGCCCGCGCGGGGAGGCCCCCGGCCGAGCCGCUGUCAGCCUGGCGCCCGACGCGACACCGGCCGCCAGCCCGGCCACGGGGAGUGACAUGGCUGCCGGCGGGGAGCCGGGCCUGGCGCCCGGGCGCGGGCUCUUCUGGGACCUGCUGGGCCAGGGCCCCGGGCCGGCGCCAGGCCAAGCGUGCCCCUUCAUGCGCCCGCUCCUGCCGAUGGCCCAGUGCCUGGCGCCCGGGGCCGGGCUUCUCGGGCUUCGGCACCCGGCCGGCCCGGCGUGCGGCCGCCAGUGUGGCCUCCUGCCGUUGCUGCUCGCUUCCCCCACGCGAGACCUGCUGGCCCAGCUCCAAGCCUCCGCCCUGGCCAUGCCGGCCGGGAGGGGGCUCCUGGCCGGGGUGUGCCUGCAGGCAUGGCUUGGCCAUGGGCGGCGGGCCCUCGAGCGUGCGUUGGUCGAUGUCGAGGCGACGUGCGCCUGUGCCCGCUGCCGGCACGCAUUGCUGGCCGGGCUGGCGGCCCUGGCCGGGCACUUUGCCCCGGGAGACCUGUCGCGGCGCUAUGCGGCGGCGCUGUGCCGGCCGGCGGGCGCCGGGCGCCGGGCGGCUGCAUGUGCCGCGGACCCGGGCCUCGGCCCGCUUCUCGGGGCCACCUUGGUGCUCGGGGCCGAGGGCAGCGCGGCCGGGGUCCGGGCCCUGGCCGAGGCCGGGCUGUGGGGCUUGGCGGUGGCCCUGGGCCGGGUCAACCUGCCGGCGGCUGGCAGCCUGGACGCCAGUGCGGCCGGGCCCCGGGGCCUCCUCCUCCAAGAGGUCCUCCACGCCGGUGCCCUGUCGGCCGCAUCGCCCGCACACCCGGCCGGGCCAUGUGCCGGCCCGCUCCUGAGCCGCUUCAGCCGGCUGGAUGGUCCUCUUCGGACCGGCACCUCGGCGCCGGCGGCUCUGGAGAGUGUCUUCGGCCCGCCGGAGUCCGGUGGUUUGGUGCCCACGGCGGAUGUGUCCCCGGUGGAGGGCCUGUUCCUGCGACUGGACGCCUGCCUGUUCCUGCUGGGCGAUGAGACGCUCCCGCUGUCGGAGACGCAUGGCGGCGCGACUAUUCCGGUCUCCGAGCGCCGGAACACCUUUGCCCGGUUGGCGGGCGCGGCUGCGGAGGUUGCCGCCCGGCUGGGCGCCAGAGCCAUGCACCCCCUCGGGGCGUAUGGCACGGGCGGCGACCCGCCGGGGGACGGCGCCCUGGCCGGCCGACUGCUAUACCGUGCCGGGCUGCUUCUUCAGCCGGAUGGCGCGAUCGUGGCCGAGGCGCCGGCCGAAGGGGGCCUGGCCGAGUGGGUCACGCGCAUCUGCGAGCUCUUGUCACGCCAGGAGUCCACAUGAUCUCAAUCCCGAAAUAGUCCACGC